AAAAUUCUAGCGCGAAUUUCUGGCCGCGUGCGCACUCGCCGUAACGCGUGUCGCAUUUCGACGAUAAACAGAGCCGCUUUUUGGAUGCUAGUACGGCGCGACACCGGAAGCGUGCUUCGGUUCGUUUGCCGCCAAACCACCCUUGCGUACUGCGAUGAAGAGUUGUUUACUCGGCUCACGAGCCCGCGAUCGUAGUCCGUAGGAUAAUCGUACAUCGCACGUGGAUGCGCAACACGUUGUAUUCCAUUCGCCGACAAAGAGCUGUACGAAAUCCUGCUGCGUAGUUCAUCGAAACCGGUUUCGUCUCGCUCAAACUUCACGGAUCUGUGGAAUAUAUAAUGGCCAAGGUUCAGCUGGCGAACGUCGCUGUCCUCGACAAUCCCUCGCCGUUCUUGAAUCCGUUCCAGUUCGAAGUCACGUUCGAGUGCAUCGAGGAGCUGAAAGAAGAUUUAGAAUGGAAAAUGAUAUAUGUGGGCAGCGCAGAGUCGGAAGAAUUUGAUCAAGUUCUAGAUACUAUUUAUGUUGGUCCAAUCCCUGAAGGAAGACAUAUGUUUGUAUUUCAGGCUGAUCCACCUGAUGUGAGUAGAAUUCCAGUCAACGAUGCUCUUGGUGUAACUGUCGUGUUGCUAACUUGUUCCUAUAGAGGUCAUGAAUUUGUUCGCGUGGGUUAUUUUAUAAAUAAUGAAUAUACGGAUCCAGAACUUCGGGAAAAUCCACCGCCGCAACCACAAUUCGAUAAAGUUCAAAGAAACAUACUAGGCGAUAAACCACGUGUAACUAGAUUUAAAAUAAAUUGGGAUGAUUGUCCAACUGGAACGGCGAACAAUCUCCCCGAAGGUAUGGAUGCGCCAGCGUUGGAAGAUACGUCACAAGACGCACCGACGUCCACAUUAGGUUUUACGGAGAAUACACAAAACGGUGGAAUGGAAGUGAUGUGAAGAACUAUUUGCUGCUGAUAAGAAAAUAACUCGAGAAUCUAACAUUAUACAACAAUUCGAAUGAUAAAUGUAGUACCUGGAAAGAAGAUAAGGAGCAAAAAGUACACACUCCGUAUAUAUAUAUAUUUAGAUAAUUUAAAAAAUCGCGCAAAAUGACCUUCCAUAUAAUAAUUGAUAUUUUCUUUCUAUGAGCCACAAUUUUUACAUUUUAAAUGAAAACUCUACAUGUUGGCAAUAUUUGUGAUACAUCUUGCAUCUGAAUAAAAAGAAUGAUUUGGAUUGCCGAGUUUUCUAUUCGGCACUUUUCUGUUUCUCUUAAUUGAAUAAUAUAAAUUUGGAAUCAUAGCUUACCUCUUAAUUUUAUUUAAAUAGAUUUAAAUAACUUGUGCAAGAAAGAAACAGAUAUAACAAAUCAUAAUAUCAAUUGUGCACAAAUAGAGGUUAAAUAUAAUUAUCAUCUUGCUGUAAUAUAAUAUAGUAAAUUUGAAUACAUGUUCUCAUGCAAUUUAUAUUUUUAAAAUUGGAAUAUUUCAAUGAAUUAUAAUUUAAAAAUUUAAACUAAAAAAUAUGUUUUUGAUGUUUUAAGUAUUAUUGCUUAUUAUAACGUUGCAUUAGAUCAUAAGACAGUUUCCAUUUUUUAUUAGUGUAUAUAUAUAUAUACGUACGUACUAAGAAUAAAAAAAAUACAUAUUAUUGUUUUUUACUUGAAUAUGUGUUCUUUUGUGCAACCUUUACUCACCUAAAAGUUCGACUUAAUUCAUAAUUAUUUAUAUUAUACGCAACAUACAUUUUAGUAUUUGUACAUGUAAUACUUUUUAACAUUAAUAUUAACAUUCAUAUUUAAAUUAUGA
Messenger RNA from Pogonomyrmex barbatus (red harvester ant), 1789 nucleotides. RefSeq names its product histone chaperone asf1 (gene asf1). The record is from RefSeq and is a predicted model, not a curated record. Gene Ontology annotation, biological process: DNA replication-dependent chromatin assembly. Gene Ontology annotation, molecular function: histone binding. NCBI's taxonomy places the organism in Eukaryota, Metazoa, Arthropoda, Insecta, Hymenoptera, Formicidae. Gene Ontology annotation, cellular component: nucleus; chromatin.